GGUCUCAUGUUGCAUAUAUAUGUAUGAGGACGUGAGCAGCAAAGAGAGGAAAGAACAUUGAACCAUCCUCUUUCAACCUUUUCCUAACUAAUUGGAAAUAACUAAAGAGGAGGACAACAGGAGAAUGGAGGGAAGUGGGAUAUUUUUGAUUCUUCUGACUGCGAUUCUUCUGCUUGUCUACUUCCUGAAACAGCAGUGGUCACGCCGACAUUUCCCGCCUGGGCCUCUUUCCCUUCCUGUCAUUGGAGGCAUAUGGAAAUUUAACUUUGGAAUUGGAUACACUGUAGAGACACUAAUAAAGUUGGCAGAACAAUAUGGAGACAUUUUUCUUUUGUGGGCGGGACAUAUACCAGUUGUAAUUUUGUCUGGCUUUGAAGCUGUGAAAGAAGGACUGAUUGAUCAUUCGGAAGACUUCUCAGAGCGGCCACUGACUCCAUAUAUUACAGCUAUAUCAAGACGAAAGGGUGUUGGACUUUCAAAUGGACAUACCUGGGAGCAGCAGAGGCGGUUUGGCAUAGUUACAUUGCGGAAAAUGGGAGUAGGGAAAAAAAGCAUGGAGGGCCAAAUAGAAGAGGAAUCCCAACAGCUUGUAGAGGUUUUUGCACAUGAAAAAGGGCAGCCAUUUGAUCCUGCAUUGCCCAUCACAAAUUCAAUCUCCAACGUGAUAUGUGCCAUAUCUUUCGGAUACCGUUUCCCUCUUGAAGAUGAAACCUUCAAGGAACUGAUUGAUGCUGUGACAUUUACCUUAAAAUUUGGAGGAAGUCUUUUUUAUGUGCUCUAUGAAAUGUUUCCAUGGCUCAUGAAGCAUCUUCCAGGGCCUCACAAAGAGGCAUUGCGUGCCACAGAGAUGCUGCUUUCAUUAGCAAAGAAAGAAAUACAGAAACAUAAGAAGCAGAUGUCCUUUCAGGAGCCACGGGAUUUCAUUGAUUUCUACCUGCUUGAAAUAGAGAAAAGGAAGAAUGAUCCUACCUCUACAUAUGACGAAGAGAACCUGGCUCAGGAUAUUCAUGACUUAUUUGUUGCUGGAACAGAAACAACUGCCACUUCUCUGAAAUGGGCAAUCCUCCUUUUGGCAAAUCAUCCAGAUAUUCAAGAUAAAACCUAUAAGGAAAUAGAAGAUGUGUUGUGCUCCUCUUCCUUCAGCUAUCAAGAUCUGAAGAAGCUCCCUUAUACAAAUGCUGUGCUUCAUGAGAUUCAGCGUUCAAAAUAUCCCCUUUUAUUUGGGGUCCCAAGACAAACUGCCAAAGAUGUGAAGAUGAGAGGUUUUCUCAUCCCUAAGGGAACAGCCAUUAUACCAAAUAUACGCUCUGUUCUUCUUGAUCCUGAGCACUGGGAGUCUCCUAAAGAGUUCAAUCCAAACCAUUUUUUGGAUCAGAAUGGACAUUUUGUUGCUAGAGAAGAGUAUCUGGCAUUUGGUGCAGGGGCUCGGGCGUGUUUGGGGGAACAUCUGGCAAGGAUGGAGUUCUUCAUCUUCUUGGUCAACCUUCUGAGAGCCUUCCGUUUCCAGCUGCCUCCAGGAGUCAAAGAACUCAAUGAAGAUCCUACAGCAGGACUGACUACACCACCCCAUCCUUAUAAAGUGUGUGCUGUUCCUCGCUGUAUUUCAUCAUAAAACAUACAAAAAUAAAUGCAAUAACAUAUA
This is a messenger RNA of Anolis sagrei ordinatus, 1642 nucleotides long. Its product is annotated as cytochrome P450 2J2-like. Gene Ontology annotation, cellular component: cytoplasm; intracellular membrane-bounded organelle. The record is from RefSeq and is a predicted model, not a curated record. Lineage: Eukaryota; Metazoa; Chordata; Lepidosauria; Squamata; Anolidae. Gene Ontology annotation, biological process: xenobiotic metabolic process. Gene Ontology annotation, molecular function: iron ion binding; oxidoreductase activity, acting on paired donors, with incorporation or reduction of molecular oxygen, reduced flavin or flavoprotein as one donor, and incorporation of one atom of oxygen; heme binding.